AUGGCCGCCCGAGAGAGCCAGCAAAAUAUUCCUAGGGCUUGUAAUGUCGAAGAUAUAUUUCAUGAUUUUCUAGGACGCCGUGUGGGUCUUCUCAGAGCUUUCACUGCAGUCAAGGAGAGUUUGAGGUUGUAUGGGCUUCCUGAUAAACAGUGGGAGCUGGUCACCGCAGCUACAGAUAAAUGGGAGCUGAGGGAAAUCCCAGCUCCUGUUUUAGGUAUAAACCUUCAUCUCAAGAGGAUGCAUGUUAGAGAAUGGGUAUCAUUGGUGGCUCUUCACUGUGAUUCGUGGUUGCUCGCUGUUGCUUUCUAUUAUGCUGCUAAAUCUGGCUUUGACAAAGCUGACAGGGAACAGCUUCACCAUAUGAUAAAUAAUCUCCCAACAUUGUAUGAGCUGUUUGGCUGGGAAGAACCAGAGACCCAAAGUAGCACAAACAACAAAGGAAGCCCCAAAGUGGGGUGCGAUUCUCUGAAAGACCGAGAUAAAAGUAAAAGGGAAGGACAGGACGAGAAUCAAGUAGCAAAAGAUGAAGAAGAAGAAGUACAAGUAGAAGAAGGCGAGGAAGCGCAUAGUUGUCCACAUUUCAACAAGAUCAAGAGAGCUGACCUAGAACAAGGCCACAAACGGCGUAGUUGUCGACGUUACAACAAGGUCAAGAGAGCUCGUCAUCAUUGA
Molecule: messenger RNA, 672 nt
Organism: Daucus carota subsp. sativus
Lineage: Eukaryota; Viridiplantae; Streptophyta; Magnoliopsida; Apiales; Apiaceae
Product: PHD finger protein ALFIN-LIKE 5
Exons: 4
Coding region: 1-672 (223 amino acids)
Biological process (GO): regulation of DNA-templated transcription
Cellular component (GO): nucleus
Molecular function (GO): transcription cis-regulatory region binding; histone binding; transcription coregulator activity
Source: RefSeq, a predicted model, not a curated record